Messenger RNA from Jaculus jaculus (lesser Egyptian jerboa), 1352 nucleotides. RefSeq names its product fucosyltransferase 2 (gene Fut2). Bases 81 to 1115 code for a protein of 344 amino acids. Lineage: Eukaryota; Metazoa; Chordata; Mammalia; Rodentia; Dipodidae. Gene Ontology annotation, cellular component: membrane. The record is from RefSeq and is a predicted model, not a curated record. Gene Ontology annotation, molecular function: galactoside 2-alpha-L-fucosyltransferase activity. Gene Ontology annotation, biological process: carbohydrate metabolic process. The transcript is spliced from 2 exons.
GGAGGGAGGCUGAGCUGCCUUAGCAGAGCUACCUGCCACACACUCCUGGAUUAUUCCCCCCUGCAGCCAGAAGAGACAGCAUGGCAAGCACUGCGGUGCCUUUCUCCUUCCCCCUGGCCCACUUUCUCCUCUUUGUCUUCAUGGCCUCCACCAUCUUCCACCUCAAGCAGCGACUUGUGAAAAUUCAGUUCCCUUUGGAGGAGAUGCUUCCGACGACUGGAGCAUCAGCAGCAGUCUCAGAGAGGCAAGUGGACAGCCAGCCACAGGGUAUGUUCACCAUCAAUGCCAUCGGCCGCCUGGGGAACCAGAUGGGAGAGUAUGCCACACUGUUUGCCCUGGCCAGGAUGAAUGGGCAGCCAGCCUUCAUCCCCGCAUCCAUGCACAGCACACUGGCACCCAUCUUCAGGAUCAGCCUCCCUGUGCUACACAGCUCCACGGCUAGCAGGAUCCCAUGGAAGAACUACCACCUCAAUGACUGGAUGGAGGAGCGCUACAGCCACAUUCCAGGGCGCUAUGUGCGUCUCACAGGGUACCCAUGCUCCUGGACCUUCUACCACCACCUGCGCCCCGAGAUCCUACGUGAGUUCAGCCUACAUGACCACGUGCGGGAGGAGGCCCAGGCCUUCCUGAGAGGUCUGCGGAUAAACGGGAGCAAGCCGGUCACUUUUGUGGGUGUCCAUGUACGCAGGGGGGACUAUGUACAUGUCAUGCCCAAUGUGUGGAAAGGCGUGGUGGCCGAUCGGGGCUACCUGGAGAAGGCUCUGGACUGGUUCCGGGCACGCUACUCCUCACCAGUUUUUGUGGUCACUAGCAACGGUAUGGCCUGGUGCCGGGAAAAUAUCAAUGCCUCCCAAGGGGACGUGGUGUUUGCAGGCAAUGGUGCUGAAGGCUCACCAGCCAAGGACUUUGCACUGCUCACACAGUGCAACCACACCAUCAUGACUAUAGGGACCUUUGGGAUCUGGGCUGCCUACUUGGCAGGUGGAGACACCAUCUACCUGGCCAACUACACCCUUCCAAACUCUCCCUUCCUCAAAAUCUUUAAGCCAGAGGCAGCCUUCCUGCCUGAGUGGGUGGGCAUUCCUGCAGAUCUGUCCCCACUCCUCAAACACUAAGGACAGCCUGUCCCUGACUGCUCAUCAUUGUCACAUGCACACUGACAGCUUUCCCUUUUGUACAAGUGUGCCUUGGGCUGUACACAAGAUUAGUCCCAAUUUACAUGUUCAAAGAACAUAUUCACAGGGCUGGAGAGAUGGCUCAGCAGUUAAGGCGCUUAAGGAUCUGGCUUCAAUUCCCCAGUAACCAAGUACAGCCAGAACACAGGGUGGCACGUGCAUCUGGAGUUUGUUUGC